Messenger RNA from Belonocnema kinseyi, 866 nucleotides. RefSeq names its product 39S ribosomal protein L21, mitochondrial (gene mRpL21). The record is from RefSeq and is a predicted model, not a curated record. Gene Ontology annotation, biological process: translation. NCBI's taxonomy places the organism in Eukaryota, Metazoa, Arthropoda, Insecta, Hymenoptera, Cynipidae. The coding region runs from base 31 to 675 and encodes 214 amino acids. Gene Ontology annotation, molecular function: structural constituent of ribosome; RNA binding. Gene Ontology annotation, cellular component: mitochondrial large ribosomal subunit; ribosome. The transcript has 4 exons.
GUACUCUGCCACUCUGUACUCGAUAUCAUCAUGGCCUCGUUUAUUGGCUUUUCUCGAAUUUUCUCACAUGCAGCCAAUAAUUGUUUUAAAAAAGUAAAUAAAAACUUACUUGCUCCGCAAAAUUCUCCAGUCCACAGGUUAUGGAGUCAACAGGUCGCUGAAAUAUAUCAUUAUUUGCCGUGGAUCCGCGAUCCUCCAUUGUACCGAACGGUGGUUCCAAAUACAACCGAAGAGGAUGAAAAAUUGGCGAAUGACGUAAUAGCAGAGAUCAAUAACCAGAUUGCAACUGAAAAAGCAGGUCGGCUUUUCGCAGUAGUUCAUCUAUGCGGUAAACAGUUUAAAGUAACCACCAACGACAUCAUAGUUGUCCAGGGUUACUGGCCUCCGAAUCCUGGGGAUAGACUAUUCCUUGAAAAAGUAUUACUUGUGGGUGGCACUGACUUUUCCCUCGUCGGAAAACCCAUACUCAGUAAAGAGUUGGUUUCUGUUGAUGCCACUGUCAUUGAGAAAACCUUUUCUACCACCAAAACUCAUUUUAGAUUCAAGCCAAGGAAACAGUACCGCAGGAUAAACUUUUGUAGAAUUCAGUAUACGAUGCUGAGGAUAAAUUCAAUCCAUGUGAUUGGAAAGAUUGGAGAGAAGAAGGAAGUGGAAGGACUUGAUAGAGUUUAUUAAAGUUAGAAUAAGUGUAUAAAUCUUUAAUUUGUAAUGUACUGUUGUUUGUAUGAAGAAUAUCUGAUGAAUUAUGUGUAUAUUAUAAAAAACCGUUUUUAAAUCGGUCGGAUCCGAAAUAAUUGAGUCGACAAUAAGAUUUCUGUAUAUGCACUAAUAAGUUCCGAUAAUAAAUGAAUUAAUGAAUUAAAAAA